AUUAUCUUCAUGAUGGAACAAAGGAGAUUGGCGCAAUGGCUGAAGGAGCACGCGAAAUUCCCUCUAAUCGCUGCGUUGCUUGUGUUUGUUUCGGUGGCGCGAGCGCAAAUUCAGUACUCCAUCUCAGAGGAACAGAGGGAAGGAGCUGCUGUGGGAAAUAUCGCGAAGGAUUUGGGUAUUGAUCCCAGAACCCUUAAAGAGCGAGGAUUUCGCAUCGUCUCAACCUCAGGCGAGUCAAUGUUCAUUGUGAACCAGAAUGACGGAGUACUGUAUGUGAACGGUAAGAUAGACCGAGAGGAGGUCUGCGAGAGAAGCACGCCGUGUUUAAUAAAUGUGAAAAUAGCAUUAGAAAAUCCGCUUGAAAUCCACUAUGUGACUGUUGAGAUUCUGGAUGUGAACGAUCACGCUCCGAGUUUUCCCGAGAGCGAGAUGCAUUUAGAGAUUGUCGAGUCUGCCCUGCCCGGAACACGAUUUCAGCUCGAAGCUGCGGGCGAUUCUGAUAGCGGCAGUAAUUCUGUGCAUCAUUACAAACUCAGUCAUAAUGAUAAUUUCCGACUUGAAGUAAAAGAUCGAGGAGAGGACGGCAAAAUUCCUAUUUUGAUUUUACAAAAGGCUUUAGACCGAGAGGUAAUUCGAAGAAUUAAUUUACGGUUAAUUGCUACAGAUGGAGCAAAGCCUGCAAAGUCUGGUACAAUGGCCAUAACGGUAAAUGUAUUAGAUAUAAAUGAUAACUUACCUGUGUUUACAAAAGAUGUUUAUUCAGUCAUGCUGAGUGAAAAUGCACCCAUUGGUACAACUGUGAUUCAAGUCAACGCUACAGACUCAGAUGAGGGCCCAAAUGGCGAGAUAGUUUAUUCAUUUGGAAAAAGUGUUAAUAGUAAAGUACGAAAACUUUUUGAUAUUAACACCAUCACUGGGGAAAUAAGUGUUAAGGGAAUGUUAGAUUAUGAGGGAAAAGACAGCUAUGAGAUUGAUAUACAAGCGUCUGACAAAGGAUUAUUUCCUCUGGUUACAGACAAAACUGUAACCAUAAAGCUAGUUGAUGUAAAUGAUAACGCACCUGAAAUAGAGGUGACAUCGUUCUCCAACUCUAUUCCAGAGGACUCUAGACCUGGCACUACAGUGGCUUUGAUUAGUGUCUCUGAUUUAGACUCUGGACUCAAUGGCAAAGUCUCUUGUUCUUUAGAAGAUGACUUGCCUUUCAAACUAAUACCUUCUUCACAACAUAGUACAUACUCAUUAGUGUCUACUACACCAUUAGACAGGGAAACUAAAUUUCAGUAUGACAUUACAUUAACUGCAAAAGAUGCAGGACAGCCAUCAUUAUCAUCUGUUAGAACAGUAACUGUUAUAAUAUCAGAUGUAAAUGACAAUAGUCCAGAGUUCUCUUCUUCUCCUUAUGCAUUUUAUGUGAUGGAGAAUAAUGCUGCAGGCAAAUCUUUAUUUUCUGUAUCUGCCUCUGACAAAGACACAGGUGAAAACAGUGUUGUCAGCUAUCAGAUAUGGAGAGAUGGUGGUGCAGAAAACAAGUUUACAUCUUUCAUUAAUAUUAACUCUGAAAAUGGGGAGAUUUAUGCCCUAAAGAGCUUUGACUUUGAAACUUCCAAAACAUUUCAGUUCCACAUACUCGCCACAGACUCUGGAAGUCCAUCUCUGAGCAGUAACGUGACAGUGAACGUGUUUAUUCUGGAUCAGAACGACAACGUUCCAGUGAUCUUAUAUCCAGUCAGCGCUAACGGUUCUGCUGAGGGUGUGGAAGAGAUUCCCCGUAAUGUGAACGCAGGUCAUUUGGUGACUAAAGUCAGAGCCUAUGACGCAGAUAUAGGAUACAACGGCUGGUUAUUAUUCUCACUGCAGGAAGUUAGUGAGCACAGUCUCUUUGCUUUGGACCGCUAUACAGGACAGAUAAGGACCCUUCGCUCAUUCACAGAAACAGACGAGGCCCAGUAUAAACUGCUCAUACUGGUCAAAGACAAUGGGAACGUUUCCCUCUCAGCAACAGCGACUGUGAUUGUCAAAGUUGUGGAGCCCAAAGAGGCUUUUGCAGCUCCUGAUGGUAAAAACGCAGUAAAAGACGAGGAGGAAAACAACGUCACAUUUUAUUUGAUCAUCACUUUGGGCUCGGUUUCAGUGCUUUUCGUCAUCAGCAUCAUCGUGUUGAUUGUAAUGCAGUGCUCCAAAUCUACAGACUAUUCGUCCAAGUAUUUACAGGACGCAAAUUAUGACGGGACUCUGUGUCACAGCAUCCAGUACAGAUCUGGAGACAAACGCUACAUGUUAGUUGGACCCAGAAUGAGUAUCGGCUCUACUAUAGCACCAGGCAGUAAUAGGAAUACUCUAGUCAUACCAGAUCGCAGGAGGAGGGAUUCUGGAGAGGUAAGAACUGUGAGAAUUCAUUUAAACAACUUUAUCAGGCUCACUAGUGUCAAAUAG
This is a messenger RNA of Danio aesculapii, 2433 nucleotides long. RefSeq names its product protocadherin gamma-A11-like. Gene Ontology annotation, biological process: homophilic cell-cell adhesion. Lineage: Eukaryota; Metazoa; Chordata; Actinopteri; Cypriniformes; Danionidae. The coding region runs from base 10 to 2433 and encodes 807 amino acids. Gene Ontology annotation, molecular function: calcium ion binding. The record is from RefSeq and is a predicted model, not a curated record. Gene Ontology annotation, cellular component: plasma membrane. The transcript has a single exon.